Messenger RNA from Asparagus officinalis (garden asparagus), 1710 nucleotides. Its product is annotated as mediator of RNA polymerase II transcription subunit 15a-like. The transcript has 8 exons. The record is from RefSeq and is a predicted model, not a curated record. Lineage: Eukaryota; Viridiplantae; Streptophyta; Magnoliopsida; Asparagales; Asparagaceae. Gene Ontology annotation, molecular function: transcription coactivator activity; chromatin DNA binding. The coding region runs from base 517 to 1347 and encodes 276 amino acids.
AGUUAUCAAACCGACUCGAUAAGGCACAAAAAUAAACAGAAGUCUCUUCUUUUAGAUCGAUCUAUUCCUUCUCAUGCAAGAAUCAUCAUCGUCCAUUGCGUCAUCCGGCGACUGAAGGUCUCAGAUCUCAAGCGGAACCAGACAACGGAUUGUCCACAAGAUGGUUCUUGAUGUUUUUUGGGGGUUUAUUUGAUAGAUCGAUCUGGGGAUAAAGAAAGCAGAUAACAAUGAGGAAGGUUUGAAAUUGAAUACUUUAAAGAAGUCUUUGCCUAUAGCUAAUCCUGAGGGCUCAAAUGAACUAGGGAACAUUGCUAUCCGAUUUGAGGAGAUAAUAUAUACUGCUGCCACUGAUCAGCUGGACAUCAGCAAAGACCUGUUGCACCACUUCAACCACAUCCAGUUGUUACUAGCACACCUGGAAUUUCAGCAUCACCUUUGCUAGCAGAUUGCACCAGUCAAGACAGGAACCAGGCUAAUGUACCAGCAACAUCUGAAACAAGUACAACAGAACAGCCUAUGGAUCGCCUAAUUAAAGUGGCACAGUCAGUGACACCGGAUACCCUUAGCUCAUCUGUUAAUGAUAUUGGAUCCAUUGUAAGUAUGAUUGACCGAAUGGCAGGUUCAGCACCUACCAAUGGUUCGAGAGCUGCUGCUGGUGAAGAUUUGGUUGCAAUGACAAAAUGCCAUCUGCAAGCGAGAAACGUCAUGUCAAAAGACGGUGGUGCUACUAGAAAGAAAAUGAAGCGCCACACAGUUGCAAUGCCCUUAAAUGAUAUUUCUUCACCUGGAAGCGAUGAUGACAGCUUUAAGCAAUUGCAUGAUUUUGAAUCAUCAGAGCUAGAGUCUUCUGCGACAUCUCGUAUUAAGAGGUUAAGAUCUGAGGUCAACCAUAGAUUACUGGAAGAGAUAUGGAAGAUAAAUCAAAAGCUGAUUGAUACAGUGCUUGAGAUGAGUGAAAACAAUGAGGGUGAAGAAGGAAUUAUGGUUAAAUUUUCUUACACCGCUAUUGCCCUCAGUCCAGGCUUGAAAGCACAGCUUGCAUGUACACAGACGUCCCCCAUCAUGCAUCUGAGAUUACUGGUUCCUGCCAAUUAUCCAGAAUGCUCACCAGUCCUUUUAGACAAGCUUCCAGAUUACCCCAGUAAUGGCUUUGAAGAUCUUUCAACCAAGGCAAAGUCAAAGUUCAGUAUUUCUCUCCGGAACUCAACACAACCAAUGUCACUUGAAGAGAUGGCAAAAACAUGGGAUAUUUGUUCUCAGGAAGUCAUCUUAGAAUAUGCUCAGCAAACUGGAGGAGGAAGCUUUAGUUCCACUUAUGGUUCAUGGGAAAAUAGGAUUGCCGCUUGAUCACCAUGAUGGAAGCACAUCUUGGCAAUCACAACUUUACAAGUAAAUAUAUCAUUCACAAUACACACAGCAGCAAAGACUCGCCAGUCGACAAAGAGGCUGGCACUCAUAUACAACCGGAGACAUACAUGAAGUGAACGCAGGGUAUUGUUGCAUGAAUUUUGUAGCGAUGAUACAUCAAAUACACUUCUACUCUUUGUGACAAAUUCUACCAAUCCCUGCUAGUAACUCAGUUUAUACCCUAGUUCGCCAAGAAGCAAGAUGAAAAUUUUCCUUUCUAUUUCUUUUUGUUGCUUAUGAGUUGCGAGAAAUCCAGUAAAUACACCAAAAGAACUUAAAAAGGGUUAUAUAUCCAUCUUUAUA